This is a messenger RNA of Pocillopora meandrina, 9789 nucleotides long. Lineage: Eukaryota; Metazoa; Cnidaria; Anthozoa; Scleractinia; Pocilloporidae. The record is from the annotation of a GenBank genome assembly.
AAUAUAUUUUUAGGAGAUUUCUCGGUGACCAUCAGAAAUAUUUCAAAAGACAAGUACCAUGCCACACCUGUAAAUCGUUCAGACAAAAGCGUCCAGGAAGCCGUGAUACAGGGUCUAAAUGAAGACUUAACUGUACUGAAAAGCACUUUCGAAUGGAGCGUGGUCAGUGAAAUGGAGCUAGCUGCUUCCGAGUCAGCAUUAGGUACUUUAGUUAGUCAAGGAACAACGAAGUGGACAAUAAACAGACGAUCCAUACCAGCAGGUAUCUACCAAGUCAAAUUCAAUGCUUCAAUUUCAGUUGGCGAUCAAGAAUCCCCACGGAUGCUCAAUGCUUUUGAUUACGGCUUCAUCGAGGUUAUUGCAGCUCCAGUGCGAGCAAUCAUUGAUGGGGGAAGCAGUGUCCGAUGGGGAUCCAAAAACAUUGUGACUGUGGAUGCUUCCCUGAGUUACGAUGCUGAUAUUGGUCCUGGAACACAUACUGGGCUCAACUUCACGUGGACCUGUCGGAAUAACGCUAAUGUAAGCAACACUUGUUUCGGUUCAUUUCAUGGUAAAGGAAACUUAAGCUCCACGGUAAUUAGAAUUGAUCCCGGUGGACUUGAAAUCGAUCAGACUUACUUGCUACGACUUACCGUUUCCAAGGAUGUGAGAAGUUCAUUUGCUGAAAUGUCCUUUGCUAUAGCUGCUGGAGAGGUACCUCAGGUGACUCUCAGGUAAUUUUUUUUCGAAUUAUGACAGACCGAUGUUCACAGGUACGUUCGACCCCGGAUCGAGUGGUCCGGGCUCGAGCCCUGGCCAGGGUCACUGGUUGUGUUCUUAGGUAAGACACUUUACUCCGACAGUGCUUCCCUUCACUCAGGUGUACAAAUGGGUACCAGCGAAUGUGCUGGGGGUAACCCUGCGAUGGACUAGUACUCCAUCCAGGGGGGAGUAGCAAUACAGUAAAUAGAAACCUGAGCUAAGCGCCGGCCCCAUGGGCCACUUGGGCCUGAAUAAAGGCUUUAACUUUUACUUUUAAUAUUCUCAGGCGAAUUCUAAAUUACUUGGGAAACAAAUUAGAUAUUCGAGAGAUUCGAUGAAACAGACGCUGGCAUUUAUAUUGGUAUUUAAGAGUACGAUGAAAAUCUUUUCCGCAACUUAAGAAUAAUUUCAAUAAAUUGGACUUAAAAGCUUCAUUAGGUAUCUCAAGGUUUGGCCAAAGUGCAGCAUAGCUAUUAAAGACCUGCUCCACUAGUGACUGGCGGGUACUGGUUUCAAAGAGUCAUAUCGCUAUGCAACUGAAACGCCUUUUUCAAGCGCGUAGGCAUAUUUUAAUUCAGCUAUUUACGUUAAGUCAAUAAAGUGCCAUUGAAGCUGAAACUGUUUUGACAGUUCUCCACACUGCUUUUUGCUUUUGUGUAUGUUUGUGUAUGUUCUUUUUUUGCUUUUUUUUUGCUUUUUUAUAGUUUACUUUCUUUUCUCUUAGAUGCUUCGUGGAUUGUGGCGCAAUAGUGUCUGCGUCAAACAAGCUCCGGGUGACAUCAGAGUGUCCUAAUUCUCCUUGUAGUGGAUCCACUUAUGAAUGGCGCUUGUCCAAAUUAAAUGGUUCAAAAUGGGUAAACAUACCUAUUUUACCCAAUAUGACUUCAACUGCUGUUAAUGCUACUAAUAUGAUUAUCAAGAAGAAUUCAUUGCAAUCCAAAUCAAAAUACAAUCUAACAUUAUUUGUAAAAUCUCUGGAGGGGACAUACGGGUUUUCUACGCUCCUCUUUGAAACUGCAGGGGAGCCGCACAGUGGUUACUGCACGACGUCAGUCUCUGAAGGCGUUUCACUGGAGACUGAGUUUACUUUCGAGUGCUUCGAUUGGCAGGAUGCGAGCUUACCGCUCACUUAUGAAUUUAACCUUGGAGAGGAGCCUAUAUCUUAUGGCACAUCACCCUCGUCUGUAUCGACAGUGUUACCGACAGGAUUACCGGACAAAGAUUUCCUGUUAGAAGUCACUAUUGUUAUCAAAAAUGCAGUUGGGGUAGCUGUUGAACAGAAAUUAUUUAUCAAGGUGCAGUAAUUGAUAUUACAAAGCAAGAAAAAUUUGGAACUUAACCAAAGAUUUUCAUGUUUUAAAAUUUUUGAUCUAUAGAAACGGUAUGUUUUUUCUUUACCUACUGACCUCUGGAGUUUUUUCAGCAAAAAAAUUCCAAGAUCAUCUAAUAUUAAGACUUCGUUGCUAGGAUCCAUUAAAAAUCUGUAAUGAAAACAAAAUUCCGAUUUUUCUCACAAAAGACCACAAUAAAACUUUUCGUCUGCAGGUAAAGCCAUCAUCAAGCCUUGAUUCAUGUGUUUCGUCACCCGAGCAAGUUGCAAACAAGUUAAAAAGUUUUGUAGUAGGGGAAGGUAACAAGCUGGAUGAAUUUCUCAACAAAGGUGAACUUAGCCAAGCUGUUCAACUGGGUAUAUCUGUCAUCAAGUCUGCAAAUGAAAAAAGCGAAUGUGGAAAAGAACUGGACCCUAAAGACAAAGCUUUGGUACGUGAAAAAAAAGCUACUUAAAUGUAAUCAGCAAGACUUAAAGAUUUCUCUUGUAAUUUUGUUUUGAUUAUCUGUAUUGCUACACAAUUUUAUUGCCAUUUCUAUUUAUCUUUAGUGGAAGGUGAACGUUAAAUAUGUUUCGCACACUUCUUUUUGUUUGUAGAUCUUAACCACAUUAAUUACGAAGUUCACAACCGUAACACCGGAGAAUCUUGAAAUGUCUCGUCUGGUUAUGUCCGUGGUGAGCUUAGCUAUGGGAGCCGAGGUUGACGUCAACGAUAACAGCAACAAUGACAACCUGGUGCGCCCUAUAAAUAUAUAUGCAAACAUAUACGACAAGUCAAUUUUAGCUUGUACAUGGUAACGGGAAACGAACUGAUCUCUGUUGCAAGUCCAUUGAAAUAACAUUGAAUGAAUAUCGGAAAGUCACAGCUUUCAAAUUUCAAACAAUGACGAAGUUAAAGCUGAUGCCUCCCUAAUAAUAGAUAAACUCGACUGCUAACCAAGCAAUGCUCAGUACGAUCGACAAAGAUAGGCUUUUUCUCGCCUUUAAAGGAUUCUGAUUACAAAUAACUGAGAAAUUUUGACCUGAAGAUAAUAAGGAGACAACUAACGAAGUUAAACUUACAGGUAAACUUAAUUAAGGAACUUGCGUUUGACUUACGUUAUGAUCUCAGAAAAUGUCUUUUCUUUUUAUUUUUUUUCGAAUAAUGUUGUCCGUUUUCUUGCUACCAAUAUCCCAAAGAGCAAAGUGAUUCGUGGAUAUUACACUAAUUUUAUUUUCUUAUCAGGAGUUGACGAUGCGAUUGACCGAGAGUACCUCAAAUAUGAUGAUUUCUACCCUUAACGAUCCAGAAGAGCCUUUUACACCAGGGUUGGAACUAAUAGCUACAAGUGUUACAGGCUGUCUAACCAAUGUUCUGAAGUCUGCUGCAGGCUCGAGUCAAGAUAGAGCAGAUUUAGCAGCUACCACAACAUCUCAAGAGGUACGGAUCGCAAACACAGGUUCCAAAUCAAAAAUAUACUCACCCACGUAUUCCCUUGCUAGUAGUUUUUUUUUUUACUACAAUUUUUGAUGACUCGUUUUAUGGGGCUAAGAGGGAAAAUUAAGAGUCUAAGGAAAUCUAACAGUCAUUAUAAAAAAACGUUACGGCUUACAAUCUUUCUUUCCUUCCAGUUUGUGAAAAAGGCCUCCGAAAAACUGAGCAGCAUGAGUGAUGCAUUUUUUGGCCGUUUGGUGCCAUCAGAAGAUCUGGUCCUAAAAACUCCGAACUUGGCAAUAUCGUUGAAAAAGGUCACAGCCAAUGAGGCUAAAGGACUCAGCAUGGGAGAUGGACCAAGUAAAUUCAAGCUCCCCAGCAGCCUUGGAAAUAUAGGUGGUGGAGAGAUAAAUGCAAAGGUAUGAUGCCAUUCUUAUCUUAAUUUUCACCUUUUCACGAAUAUGAUAAAGGACAUAAGUAAUCACUGAUAGUGAAGUUAGGCUGUCUUUUACGACAUUCAAGUGUAUGCGAUUUAUUCGUGUGAUAAAAUAUUAAAGCAAUCUGCACUGAUAUUCUCAGAAUUCUGUGGACGUCAUUUCGUCACUUAAGUUGACCGAAAAAGUAAUCUAGUAAUACUUUGGUUUCAUUUGACAUACUGUCAAACAACAUAACCUAUCUUAUCAUCGUGUAAUCUGAAUGUUUGAAUUUAUAGAGUCCCAGUAAUGGCAACCGACGUCUCAGCAAACAUAGCUGAAGUCAUCGCAAGAGUUAUUUGCCAGAGUCGGAGAGUCCGAAUCUAACAGAUUGUGUGUCUUAUUUCAGAUGCAAGCUGUUGAUUUUAAUCCUUUUACAUGGGACAGUAGCAGCAAGAAAAUCAAAUCAAGCGUCACGAGUCUCGAGCUUAAGAGUAACAGUGCAGAAAAGCUAAAUGUGUCAAAUCUUGAUAAUGACAUCGAGAUCGUCAUUCCGAUUUCUAAUCCACCAAAGAACUCCAGCAACUCAACACAACAUUAUUUCCUGAAGUCUGACCGCAUAUCAUUCCGAAGUUAUUACGCAGACCUGGCGGACGUCCCUGUCUCUUUAAGAUUGGGUUUAGCCAUGACAGGAGUGGAAAUUGAAAUGCGAAUUAAAUUUGGACAACGACCAACGAUGAUGGACUUCGACCACAACUUUACUUUUAUGUUUAAUUCUAAAUGUGACAAACAAACAGUUUUGAAUACAACCUGCUUUACCAAAGAUGGGUCUGUUAAAGUGACGCCUUCUAAGCCUGGUUUUCUCUAUGUGGGCUUGUUGGUCAAAGGCUCUAAGAAUGAAAGUCAACAUUCUAGGCAAAGAAGGUCAUGUUUCGAUCAUCGUCGCGAACGACGGUCAUGUGUCGGCGUUAAAGAUCCACCACCGAAAGGAGUCCUUAAAACCUUGGUUCCGCAAUAUGACCCAAAUACAGACAUUAACUACACUUUAACCAUUAUCCAGUCAAGCUGUUUGUAUUGGUCAGAGGAAACAGAAAAGUGGACUGCCGAAGAUUGUCGGGUAAAGUAAAUAAUGUAAAAUUUUCAACUCCUGAUAAAACUAAACAUUAGGUAUGUGAAGUCCUUCGUGUCUUAUUUUAUUCCACAAUGAGGAAACCUAUUAGCUCUGUAUUAAAAGUAUAUCAACUGGAAACAAGUUUUUGAUUUCAAAAUUGCGGGACUUUGUAGUCGAGGAGACGAUACUCCUCAACAGGUGCGGCUUUUCAAGCUUCUAUCAAAACUUAGCCAUAUCCUAUAUCAGUUCCUUUCCUUGAGGACUGAGUUAAGGCUGGUAACGUAAGGGGAAAUCGAUUCACCAAAACUCUUUUCGUUAAAUUUAGAUGAUAUAUUUCAGGACAUUUACAUCCACAGGUCAGUCAAGAUUCAAACACUACGCAUCUGGUAUGCCUGUGCAAUCAUUUGACAUCUUUUGGUGGAAACUUCAUCCAAGCACCGAAUCCAAUUGACUUCGACAAAGUUUUUACUGAGUUUUUAAACCUUGCUGAAAGUGGCAAUAUCUCAGUACUUGUGACAAUUGUCUGUUGUUUCCUUUUGUACUUCGUCGUAUUGAUCUUUGCAAGAAGGUCCGAUAAGGGAGAUGAAGACAAAGUAUGGUUAUGGUUGCUACUACAUCUAAUUCAAUAUUUUUGUUCCUAAAUAGUUUGCUUUUUUUUCAUUUUUUUAGGCUACUAUUGAAAUUUAGAUAAAACCUGCUACGUUCUUACCAGUAGAUUUUUAACACCAGAAUGUACCCUUCCUUUCAGAUUUGCCCUCCUAAAUUGAUAUCAGUUGUUAAGGGAGGAACAUAUUACUACGAUAUGGUUAUAAGCACUGGUGUGUGGAAACAUUCAGCAACAACAGCUAACAUAACCAUUUGUAUCAAGGGCGACAACAACGAGCAGAGUCAAAUUCCAUUGCGAGAGAAAGGGGAUACGAGCCAGUUUUUCGGUCGAGGGAGUAUCAAUGGCUUUGUUCUGGUGAUGGCUGAGACCAUGGGCACAUUAAAAGAAAUUACUUUGGAGCACGAUAAUUUGGGUGAUAAUCCGUCUUGGUUUGUGGAGACUGUGGUCAUUAAAGACCGGCAGACGGAAGAAAGGUGGGUGUUCCCCAUUAAUAGAUGGCUUGCGUUGGAGAAAGGCGACGGUCAAAUAGAGGUUACUGUGGACAGCACAACUUACUCUACCUUCUCGGCUCAGGUUCGUUCGCGCUUUGCUCGAAAAAUUGCCGACAGUCACCUGUGGAUGUCAGUGUUUGGAAAAGCAUGCAGCAGCACCUUCACACGUGUGCAAAGAGCUUCAUGUUGUCUUUCAGUUUUGUUUAGUGCAAUGAUAGCUAAUGCCAUGUUCUAUAACACUGGUGGCGAAUCCGAUGGUGCUAUUCAGGUUGGGCCUUUUAAGUUUUCUUGGAAACAGAUAGUCAUCGGAGUACAAAGUGGCAUUAUCAUUGCACCUAUAAACAUAAUAAUUGCUUUCCUCUUUAAGUCUAGCAGACCGAAGAAGAAAAGUAGUGAAAAAUACCAAGUGACAGACGAGGCCCAACGACUUUUGGAUGAAAUAAAGGACAUUGGUUGUAUGCUACCUCAUUUCUUUGUCUAUGUAGGCUGGUUACUCUGCUUCUGUACGACUAUGGCGGCCGCAACGUUUACGCUGUUUUACAGUCUAAUGUGGGGAAAGGAAACCUCUGAGCAGUGGCUUGCUUCCAUCUUGAUCUCCAAUGGACAAGAUAUUUUCGUUGUACAACCCACGAAAGUAAUGAUAGCAGUCAUCGUUAUAUCCUUUCUCCUGAUCAGAAAGAAUAAAAUCCAAUAUGAAGAAGAAAAAGAGGAAAUUGCAAUCGAUCCACUAGCAAUUGAAAUAGACUUUUUAAGUGAUGAUCCCAAACAGCGAUUUAAGAAAUGUCAGCGUGAAAAGAUGAGGGAGAGGUCAAAAAAGGAAGCUCAGUUAACAACCAUGACAAGAGACAUUAUCCUUCAUCUGAUAUUUGUGUUUCUUUUGGCCAUCGUUUCUUAUGGAAACAAGAAUGGAAAUCGUUUCCUGAUGACAACUGAGACGAGAAAUCGAUUCACUAAAUUCAAUGUGGUAAGAUUCUCGUUUUAGCCAAAACACACUAUCUAGUUUAUAGUUAAAAGGCAUUUGUGUUGUAUUUAUUUUUCUCUUGAAAAACAAACCCAAAAUCGUCGAAGAAUGAAAUGACUUUUUUAAGAAAAAUUAGAGCCAGGGUUAACCCUCUAACUCCAAGAUCAAAUUUGUAAUUCUCCUUACUGUCAACCAUACUGCUUUUAUGAUGUUAGUUCAGAGAAUUUAGUAUUGGAUCAGCUAAUUAUCCCCAAAUUGAUAUUUUCUUUAUUCGCCCACUUAUCUGGUUGAUAUUGCAUUAACAUUGUAAGAAGAAAUUCACUCAAGGGUGUUAAAGGGUUAAAGCAUUUAUCCCUGCUGGUGAGCUGCAAUUAGAUAAAUCGCAGAAAAGAGGCUUGUAAAUGCUCAGGUACAUCCCAACUGAUCUACGGAGCCAUAUGUUGGAAAAAGGUCAGUUGUCAUCAGUUUUUCACUCCCGGUAUGUGAAUUUCAAUUUAAAAAACCAAAUAUUUCAAUCAGUGCAAAAAAUAAAAGUUAGGAUCUGCCUUUUGUUUUGUUGGAUGAUUGUGUUUAUUUGUUAUUUUGAUAAAUAUAUCAACCUCAUGAGAUAACAAUGUCAACAGCUCUCAAAGUCAUAUUUUUUAUUUUAGGUAUCAGAUGCGCAAAGAUUUGAAGCCUGGUUAAGGAACGAGUUCCUAUCAAACAUUUAUAAUCAGGUGUGGUACAAUGGACUUGAAGAAAAAAACGACCUAUACAUCGAAAACAAGAUGUCCAUACUAGUAGGAAUGCCUUGGUUGCGACAGCUCAGAACUAGAAAAGGUAUACUCAAAUGAGAUUGAUCUAUUUCCUUUUUUUUAAUGCAAAAAAUAAAUUUCGAAGAAGGUUCCUGUUGCAAAGUGCAUAGAAAAAUGAAAUUAAUAAAUUAUAGGAAACAUAUAGAGAGCCCUAUUUCGAAAUGAUGUGACAUACUCACCUCUACUAAGUGUGUUUGCAGUUUAUUAAAGUCAGUUUUAACCUUUGAUGAUCACACUGUUGCUCACUUCCCAGUGUGCUGAAAAUUAAUCGAAACAAAAUCUUCCUAUUCACACGUCUUAGAAAUCACUGGAUUUUUUAAAUAGGACAUUCAUUUUGAGACAUAAAUCUUAAAGAAUCAGCUUGUUUAUUUUCUUUUCACCUUAACAUCAUCAAUGGAAACUAGAGGUUUUAAUUUCUGUCUUUGUUUUUUACCUUCAAGGUUCCUGCGAAUCCCAUCCUAAAAUCGUCUCAACUUGCUAUCACGACUACUCCUCAGAUAGUGAGGACACUACUUUCCUAAGCCUUCCCGGCUGGAGGCCUCUUUCCUUCAACUCAUCGUGGCCAAAUGCUUUAGAAAUGUGCCCAAAACCUUGGCGAUACCAAUCAGCAGCAGAACUUCGCAACCAUCCUAUCCAGGCGGCAUACAAUUCAUAUGAAGGGGGUGGUUAUGCAGCUGUUAUGGGAUAUGACGAAACCACUGCACAAGGUGUCCUCGACGAAACUAUUGGCCUUGGUUGGCUUGAUCGCCAGACUCGAGUUGUAAUUCUAGAGUUUGCCGUUUUCAAUAUCAAUACAAACUUGAUUAGCGUUGCCACAUACUUUUACGAGGCCUUAGCUACUGGUGCAGCCUACACUACAAGGAGAAUUGAAACACUGGAGUUGUACAGCACUGAGUCAGGAGCUCUGAUGUUUUUCUUAAUUGGCCAGUUUCUGUUCAUGGCAAUGGUCCUCUUUUACUUCAUAGUUAUGUUAGUUCACCUUUAUCAACAACGCCUAGGUUUCUUCAAGUCUGUUUGGAACAUGGUGGAUUUCUUUAUGAUAAUUUUCUGUGUAGCCUCUGUAGCAUUUUACAUGAUCAGAGCUAAAAGCGUUUUGAACACUAUCAAAUCUAUUCAAGCCAAUCCAUAUGAAAUCGUGCAUUUCCACACAGCCUUAAAUUGGCUUAACCUAGAAAAUGCGUCUAUUGCUACGGCUGUUUUUAUGGUAACAGUCAAGCUACUAAAUCUUAUUCGUUUUAACCCACACGUAAUAUACUUGUUUUCAUCUUUUCGGCAAUCCAUAGGCUAUCAACUCUCGUAUGUGCUCUUUUUUCUGAUCGUGUUCAAUGCAUUUGUUGUAACGGGUAUGCAACUUUUUGGUGGAGUAGUAUUAGAGUAUUCUAGUUACCUCAACGCAGUCAUGUCUCAAUUCGAAUUCCUGUUAGGAAAAGCAGUCCCAAUGGACGCUCUUCGAAGGGACAAACCCUUCAUUGGUCCGACGUUUGCGUUUUUGUUUUGUAUAUCCACAACUAUAUUUCUUAUGAAUAUGCUUGUUUCUGUCCUCAAUGAAUCAUACGGUGACGCAAAAACAAACGCAGAGGAAAAUGCAAAAGAGCUUGAAAUGGCACGUUUUAUUGAGGAGCGUUUAAUGGACAUUUUCCACGAGGGAAGUAAUCGAACUGAGUUUAAGUUGUUUUGCGAUGAGACAACAUUCGCCAACAUGUGCCUUUCUGAAGCAGAGCCAUUCUGUUUAAAUUCUGAAAGUAUUAUCCAAUGUACAGAGGAGCGAAUGCUUAAAAUUGAAAAAAGACUAAUUGUCCUCGCUCGUCGAACAGAAUACAUGGAGGCUGAUUAUUUGAAAGAGGAAAAUGACUUAAUUGACCUCUUGUUAUCAAUGAUGAAUUCUUUGGUGCGUGAUUCGGAAAAAAAAGCAAAAGAUCGUCCCUAA